CAUUGAUAUUUAGAUUCCAUUAGAGUCAUUCACCGCUGCACAGGUUUCAGCCCGCUUCCUCGCGCGGCAGUUGGUUUGAGCCUGUCAAUUCUCCCGGCGGAGCUCAUUUAGUAAACAACCGGCCUGGAGAAUCCGCUGGAGUCAAUGAUUGGCUGUUCGAGGGGAGGGAGUGACGCUUAGAGAGAGAUGGGAGGAGGAGUAGAUGUCCGCAAGAAGAACAGGAACAGAGCUCGCUAGUUCCCCCGCCCACACCUUCCGUGCACUUUCUCUCAAAUCAACUUUCUCUCGCUCUCCAAAAAAUGGUGAGACUGAGCGAAGAGCUGCACCAUCCCGGACCUCUCCCGGUGUGGGGUGUGAUGACGUAGUGCCAGUAUGAGAUAUGAUGGAGAAGCUUUGGACCAGCCUGUCGGAGGUGUCUUGGAGCUCCGUGUCGGUUCCGUUAGAUGCUGUGGUCAGUAAGGUCCGCUUGCCCUGUCUGGUCCGCCUGGCGCCUGGGGAGUGUGUAGAUGGUCUGUGUGAGGAUGAUAUGGUGGUGCUCCACUCGUGUCGUCAGUGGACCACCGUCACCGCUCUCUCUCUGGAAGAAGGACACUACGUCAUCGGACCCAAGAUAGACAUUCCUCUACAGUACCAGGGUAGGUUCCGUCUGAUAGAUGAAGACAGAGACGUUAGGGACCCCAUCCAGUAUUUCUCCUCGGUGGAGGAAGUGGCCGGAAUGUUCCCUGACCGUGUCUUCGCCAUGGAAACUAUCAGCUUCACUGUCAAGGUUCUGUCAGGGGAGUUCAGUGAGGACAGUGAGUCAUACAGUGUGGUGCUGCAGCCUGGUGAUGAGCUGUCACUCACGGGAAAGGCAGAGUUUCUCACAGCCACGCCCACCACGGAGAAGACUGGACUGAGCGCGCUCCUGAGACGCCUGGGGAAGACCCCCCGCAGUAAAACUCCAUGUCUGGUGUGUAUGAACCAUCGGACCAAUCAGAGCAUCUCUCUGCCCUUCGCCUGCCGAGGACGGUUCUGCACGCGCUCCCCUCUGGAGCAGGGCAUGCUGGGAGCUGACCACACGGUGCGCAGCAUCAUCGAAAGGGUCCGACUUCCUGUUAAUGUUACCGUGCCGACCAGACCACCACGGAACCCCUACGACCGCCACGUGGUGAGAGAGGGGCAUCGCUACAAGCUUUUGAACAUUGUCAGUAAGACAGUGGUGUUGUGUCUCGUCGUACGGCCAAUACAACUGGUUCCCUCCCACUUCCUGUUGCUACGCUGCAUGCCGCGCUUCUCUGUGGCUACGCCCUCGGCAACUACAGACAGCCUGUUGCUACGGCAACAUGCCAGCUUCGACCCUGAUGGGUACAGUCGAGCCGUCCGUGAGACACGUCCAGAACUCAGCGAGGAGAGAGUGUGUGUGAGCGAGGACGGUGUGUGUGUGAGCCCGCGGAGGGGAGGUGUGUGUGUGUCAGCUCAGGACUCUCAGCUGCUGUCCGUGUGUGUGUUCGCUGGGGGCGGAGUUACAGACAACGUCAGCCAAUCGCAACGCUGCAGAGACUCUCUAGGGGAGGGGACAGAGUACCUCUCUCCCAAUUGGACAGAGGCUGAGCUGCAGACCAGUGAAGAGAUCCCCUACGAGGAACUGUGGACCAAUCAGACUGCAGAGGGCCUGGGGAAGGCAGAGCCAAACCGCAUCUCCGUCCAUUCCUCUUCCUCUUUGGAUGGAUUGCUGGGGACUGCCCGCCUCGCCAUGGUGACAAGAGUAUCAACCCCGCCCCCUGUACCUCCAAAAUCAGACGCAGUGAGAGAAGAGUGCAGGUUCCUGAUCGCUCCUCCAGUUCCUCCUCGAUGCUGUAAAGGAGACUCCUCCCCUUCCUGUCCAAGCCCCACCCCCAGUCCACCGGUCCCGCCCCGCUUCCCUCAGACACAUCUCUCCUAUUACUCUUCUGGACCACCCAACAGUUGUUCUGUCUCUCCUCCAGACUCAUCUAUCUACUGUUAUCCAUGUUCCUGGACUGACCCCUCCCACAUCAGCCCUGAGCCAAUCCCUGCUCUCCCUGCUGACAGCUUGGCCAAUCCCCAGCCAGCGCAGGCCACCUGGGUGGAGCCGUGGAGCUAUAAUUCCUCCUCCUUCUCCCGGCUGAGGCUUCCGCCCCCUCAGAGUCGAUUCGCUCCCUUCGGAGCACUUAACCCCUUUAACCGCCCUAGUCUCUCCCCCUGCCCUUCCCCAGAGCCUAUACCAGCCAAUCAGACAGCAGAGCUCUCCAGAGGCGCCGAGGGAGGCGGGACAUGUGAGGGGUCGACUCCGCCUAGUGACCCUGCCUGGCGCCCGCCCACUGACCUGUCUGCCCUCUCAUUGGAGGAGGUGUCUGCCAGUCUGAGGUUCAUUGGCCUAUCAGAGGCAGCGGUGGGCGUGUUCCAGAGAGAGCGCGUUGACGGUAGCCUCCUGGUUCAGCUCGACGAGGAGACCCUGUCACAUGACUUCCAUCUCAGCCGAUUGCACGUCACCAAGAUCACACAGUUCAUACAGGGUUGGAGGCCCAAGAUUUAACACCUAUUGUGACACUGUCACAAGGUGUUUAUCACAACAUUGGAAGCUGCUGAUUGGAGGACGGCUCAUAAAAAUGGCUGGAAUGGAAACCAUGUGUUUGACGUACUUGAUAGCAUUCCACUCCAGCCUUUACCACGAGCCCAUCCUCCCCGAUUACGGUGCCACCAACCUCCUGUGCGAUAUACGUAAAGGACGAAGGCAAGGUUUGCUAUUUUGAUGAAGUACUGUAAAGCCGCUCGAGGCGAAGGUUGCCCCUAACUGAAACACUACAGAUAAACACUACAGAUAAAAACUACAGAUUAGGAAAUUGUCAGAUCAAUAAAUAGUUUCUCACUAUUCCAUCUGUGUUGGAUUGUCUUUCGACUCCACCAGGCGGCCUUGCCGUCUACUCCACCAGGCGGCCUUGUCGUCUACUCCACCAGGCGGCCUUGCCGUCUACUCCACCAGGCGGCCUUGUCGUCUACUCCACCAGGCGGCCUUGCCGUCUACUCCACCAGGCGGCCUUGUCGUCUACUCCACCAUGCGGCCUUGCCGUCUACUCCACCAGGCGGCCUUGUCGUCUACUCCACCAUGUCGUCUACUCCACCAGGCGGCCUUGCCGUCUACUCCACCUUGUCGUCUACUCCACCAUGUCGUCUACUCCACCAGGCGGCCUUGCCGUCUACUCCACCUUGUCGUCUACUCCACCAUGUCGUCUACUCCACCAGGCGGCCUUGCCGUCUACUCCACCAGGCGGCCUUGUCGUCUACUCCACCUUGUCGUCUACGCCACCUUGUCGUCUACUCUACCAGGCGGCCUUGCCGUCUACUCUACCAGGCGGCCUUGUCGUCUACUCCACCAGGCGGCCUUGUCGUCUACUCCACCAGGCGGCCUUGUCGUCUACUCCACCAGGCGGCCUUGCCGUCUACUCUACCAGGCGGCCUUGUCGUCUACUCCACCAGGCGGCCUUGUCGUCUACUCCACCAGGCGGCCUUGUCGUCUACUCCACCAGGCGGCCUUGUCGUCUACUCCACCAGGCGGCCUUGCCGUCUACUCCACCUUGUCGUCUACUCCACCAUGUCGUCUACUCCACCAGGCGGCCUUGCCGUCUACUCCACCAGGCGGCCUUGUCGUCUACUCCACCUUGUCGUCUACUCCACCAUGUCGUCUACUCCACCAGGCGGCCUUGCCGUCUACUCCACCAGGCGGCCUUGCCAUCUACUCCACCUUGUCGUCUACUCCACCAUGUCGUCUACUCCACCAGGCGGCCUUGUCGUCUACUCCACCUUGUCGUCUACUCCACCAUGUCGUCUACUCCACCAUGUCGUCUACUCCACCAGGCGGCCUUGCCGUCUACUCCACCUUGUCGUCUACUCCACCAUGUCGUCUACUCCACCAGGCGGCCUUGCCGUCUACUCCACCAGGCGGCCUUGCCAUCUACUCCACCUUGUCGUCUACUCCACCAUGUCGUCUACUCCACCAUGUCGUCUACUCCACCAGGCGGCCUUGUCGUCUACUCCACCUUGUCGUCUACUCCACCAUGUCGUCUACUCCACCAGGCGGCCUUGCCGUCUACUCUACCAGGCGGCUUUGCCGUCAUUUUUCAGCGGACCAGGAGUGCCAACUUAGCCCAGAUGAGAACUGAGCGUCCCCUAUUUGCAAAAGUAGCACACCCAUGAACACACCCUGUACUUUCUGUCUGUUCGCUGUGGUCACCCUCAGUGGGCAGCUUCCUCAGUGGGCAGCUUCCUCAGUGGGCAGCUUCCUCAGUGGGCAGCUUCCUCAGUGGGCAGCUUCCUCAGUGGGCAGCCUGUGACAUGACUUCCACUUUAGGACGUUAACAAGGCGACACUCCAUCUUAACUCCUCCUCCACAUUGACUUGAUUGUUUGAACAGUACAGAAGAGAACCCCCUCGACAGUAAAAAUGUUUUUCUCGUCAGGACCAGAAAGAAGGAAACACCGCUUAGGCAUUUAUUUUCCUCCUGCAACGUUAGGUUAGCCAUCUUACAUGUCCCUUCUUAUUGGUUGAAUCAGAUGCUGUGUACCUUCCGAUUGGAUGAACCGGAAGGUGUGCCUUCGCUAUUCUUCUUGGGGCAGCAGGGUAGCCUAGUGGUUAGAGCAUUGGACUAGUAACCGGAAGGUUGCAAGUUCAAAUCCCCGAGCUGACAAGGUACAAAUCUGUCGUUCUGCCCCUGAACAGGUAGUUAACCCACUGAUCCUAGGCCGUCAUUGAAAAUAAGAAUUUGUUCUUAACUAACUUGCCUAGUUAAAUAAAGGUAAAAAUUGAUUGGAGGAGAGAUAUACUGCCACUUGGAGGGUGAUUAGUGAAGUGUGCAGAGCAUUUAAAUCUCCAUAUUUCAAGGUGAACAUGUAUCCCCCUGCUGGACAGUCAACCUAUUACAGAAAGAGCACAAGUUUAAGGUCUCGAUUCAAUCAGAUCGUUGGAGUCAUCAAAUCGGUGACAAGCUGCUCUUGCGAUCGUUAACCCUUCCUUAACGUUAUUGAGUGAAUUAAGAAGGAAUGGCGAUGUAAUUUGUAGCGAAAUGUGGUCAGACGGGAGAGUUUGAGUGAUGAAGUUGGACAGAGAAUAUCAACAUCUCUCCGCAAGAAACACUUGGAUUGUAAAAACACAUAUAUUCUGUCAAUUGAGCCUUAUUUUAUAUGUUAUAUGUGGAUAAUAGCUAUAGCUAGGCCUGUCUGUAGGAUUGAUUUGUCAUUUCAAUAGGCCUAGGCUACUAAAUACAAUCUGGGUUUAUGAUUGUAAUUCAACUUUGCCAUGGUUUGCUUAGCUAGAUGCAGGUAGCCUAUAACUCCUGAUAGGCCUGUUAGAUAGGCUACAGUAGACUAGGCAAGAUGUAAAAUGAACAAUUUACUACAGAAGCUUGCUUAGUUCAAAUUGACAGACUAAUUUAUUGAAUCUGAAUAGCGAGGAGAUUUCUGUAAAAAGUGUUUGUGUUGCCCAAUAGCCUGGAUUUGACAGCUCUAACGCAGUUCUACCUUCGAACACCUCAAAAUAAUCGCUAUGCGGAUCUGAUUGAAUCCAGCCCUAAAGUCUUUAAUAGGCUGAUUAGGAAUUUGUUCCAGGAAAUAAUCUGCCACCUGGUAAGGUUAGCAAAGGGCUAAUGUGUGCCAGGUUAUCUGAUGGGACCAGCUACAAUUUAGCAUUCUGUCACAUGACACUACAUCAACCAUUUUAAUUGGCUGAUGCUUAAACUUAACCUUGAACUUAAACUUUUUCUAAUGUUUGCCAGUAUGGGCCCAUGGUGUUUGUUAUGCAACGUUUUGGAUUCUUUAGAUAGAAAUAGCCUUUUGUAGACCAAAUAUGCCUUUGACGUGUAGAAUAAGGAAUAACAUCAACUCUGUUCAUGGCAUUUCUAUCUGCAACUGAACAGGCCCUGCAGUAACUACAAACUGUAGAGUUAACUAACCUCUGGUUGUGGCCCUGCAGUAACUACAAACUGUAGAGUUAACUAACCUCUGGUUGUGGCCCUGCAGUAACUACAAACUGUAGAGUUAACUAACCUCUGGUUGUGGCCCUGCAGUAACUACAAACUGUAGAGUUAACUAACCUCUGGUUGUGGCCCUGCAGUAACUACAAACUGUAGAGUUAACUAACCUCUGGUUGUGGCCCUGUAGUAACUACAAACUGUAGAGUUAACUAACCUCUGGUUGUGGCCCUGCAGUAACUACAAACUGUAGAGUUAACUAACCUCUGGUUGUGGCCCUGCAGUAACUACAAACUGUAGAGUUAACUAACCUCUGGUUGUGGCCCUGCAGUAACUACAAACUGUAGAGUUAACUAACCUCUGGUUGUGGCCCUGCAGUAACUACAAACUGUAGAGUUAACUAACCUCUGGUUGUGGCCCUGCAGUAACUACAAACUGUAGAGUUAACUAAGCUCUGGUUGUGGCCCUGCAGUAACUACAAACUGUAGAGUUAACUAAGCUCUGGUUGUGGCCCUGCAGUAACUACAAACUGUAGAGUUAACUAACCUCUGGUUGUGGCCCUGCAGUAACUACAAACUGUAGAGUUAACUAACCUCUGGUUGUGGCCCUGCAGUAACUACAAACUGUAGAGUUAACUAACCUCUGGUUGUGGCCCUGCAGUAACUACAAACUGUAGAGUUAACUAACCUCUGGUUGUGGCCCUGCAGUAACUACAAACUGUAGAGUUAACUAACCUCUGGUUGUGGCCCUGCAGUAACUACAAACUGUAGAGUUAACUAAGCUCUGGUUGUGGCCCUGCAGUAACUACAAACUGUAGAGUUAACUAAGCUCUGGUUGUGGCCCUGCAGUAACUACAAACUGUAGAGUUAACUAACCUCUGGUUGUGGCCCUGCAGUAACUACAAACUGUAGAGUUAACUAACCUCUGGUUGUGGCCCUGCAGUAACUACAAACUGUAGAGUUAACUAACCUCUGGUUGUGGCCCUGCAGUAACUACAAACUGUAGAGUUAACUAACCUCUGGUUGUGGCCCUGCAGUAACUACAAACUGUAGAGUUAUCUAAGCUCUGGUUGUGGCCCUGCAGUAACUACAAACUGUAGAGUUAACUAACCUCUGGUUGUGGCCCUGCAGUAACUACAAACUGUAGAGUUAACUAAGCUCUGGUUGUGGCCCUGCAGUAACUACAAACUGUAGAGUUAACUAACCUCUGGUUGUGGCCCUGCAGUAACUACAAACUGUAGAGUUAACUAACCUCUGGUUGUGGCCCUGCAGUAACUACAAACUGUAGAGUUAACUAACCUCUGGUUGUGGCCCUGCAGUAACUACAAACUGUAGAGUUAACUAACCUCUGGUUGUGGCCCUGCAGUAACUACAAACUGUAGAGUUAACUAACCUCUGGUUGUGGCCCUGCAGUAACUACAAACUGUAGAGUUAACUAACCUCUGGUUGUGGCCCUGCAGUAACUACAAACUGUAGAGUUAACUAACCUCUGGUUGUGGCCCUGCAGUAACUACAAACUGUAGAGUUAACUAAGCUCUGGUUGUGGCCCUGCAGUAACAACAAACUGUAGAGUUAACUAACCUCUGGUUGUGGCCCUGCAGUAACUACAAACUGUAGAGUUAACUAAGCUCUGGCUGCUACAGGGGGUUGCUAUGGUAAUUUGCUAUGGUGAGGUCUAGUGUUGGUCUCUUUACUGAUGAUGAUGAUGAUGAUAAUGGUGUUUAACCAGGGUUUGUAGUGAUGAGGAUGUUUAACCAGGGUUUGUAGUGAUGAGGACGUUAAAGGUGCUCUAAGAAAAUUAUAAUUUAAGAUGGCUUCAACAUUAAAUAGCUGAGUACAUGUUG
Messenger RNA from Oncorhynchus mykiss (rainbow trout), 7802 nucleotides. It is a transcript of the gene garem2, whose product is annotated as GRB2 associated regulator of MAPK1 subtype 2. The record is from RefSeq and is a predicted model, not a curated record. Lineage: Eukaryota; Metazoa; Chordata; Actinopteri; Salmoniformes; Salmonidae.